AUUUAUUUAAGUUUCGAGGUGUAAUUUUGUUGAUUGUGAACCAGUCGAUUUGAUUUUUACAAUGCGAGCUAGUUCUGAUUCAGUUGCCGAGAUUUGACCGCGAUUUUGAUUGUGCGCGAGGUCUGAUUUUCUGGAAUUUUGUUCAGCUCAAACGGAUGAACAGAUACUGAUAUGAAUAGGGAAGAGUUGGUAAAUAUCAUGAAUGUAAGGUCAAAACCAGCACCUCUAGUGGUUGGAAAAGGCAACGGCUUUCGGGACGAUGAAGGAGAAUCUAACAUGGAACCACAUGUAGGAUUAGAAUUCGAUACCGCUGAAGAGGCACAGGAGUUUUACAGUGCCCAUGCAAAUCAAGUGGGGUUCAAAAUCAGGAUCGGGCAGCUGUAUAGAUCAAGAUCCGAUGGAUCCGUUAUUUCCCGGAGAUUUGUGUGCUCAAAGGAGGGAUUUCAGACGAAUACAAGAACAGGUUGUGCCGCUUUCAUAAGAGUGCAAAAGGCGGAUACUGGGAAGUGGGUUAUAGCCAGUAUAAAAAAGGAACACAAUCACGAAUUCGAAGCCAGUGGUGAAACUUGUCCGACGACUCGGAUACAGAGGAAGAGUUUUCCAACUCCACGAUCGUCUUCAGGUGGGGCGAGUCGGACGGGAAUCAGAACGCGUGACGAAGAUAGUCCAUCUAGUGUAGUUGAAAUUAAGCGUCUCAAAAAGGACGAGAUGGAUGGAGUUGGUGGUGGACUAGCACGUGAGCCCAGUAAAGGUCUCGAAUUCAAUACUGCGAACGAGGCUUACAAAUUCUACUACGCGUAUGCGUCUAACAUAGGGUUCAGAAUAAGGAUAGGCCAAUUGUUUCGCUCCAAACACGACGGGUCGAUUACAUCUCGGAGAUUUGUGUGCUCCAAAGAAGGGCGUCAGCAUCCUUCUAGAGUUGGCUGUGGAGCGUAUAUGAGAAUACAGAAACAAGAAACGGGAGGGUGGGUAGUUGAUCGUCUUCAAAAGGAACAUAAUCAUGAAAUCGACCGUUCGACAGAUCCUAGCAGAACAGCGAGUGCUGCAUCAAAGGGGUAUAGAGAGGAAGGAAGCAGUAUUUUGGAAAACUUGGAUUUAGUCGAAACAAAUGAAGGCCUCAGCCUCGUCAAACGAGUUAGAGAAAGCAACAUUGGAAGUGAUUGGUACAAUAUGCUACUCGAGUACUUCCAGUCUUGUCAAGCGGAAGAUACCGGAUUCUUUUAUGCAGUGGAAAUGCGUGAGGGUAAUAAAGGUAUGAACAUUUUCUGGGCCGAUGCGCGGUCUAGAUUUUCGUGCGCUCAGUUUGGAGAUGCCGUUGUGUUCGAUACAACUUACAGGAGAUGUAAUUAUUCGGUCCCGUUUGCUUCGUUUGUUGGCGUUAAUCAUCAUAGGCAGCCAGUACUUCUUGGUUGUGCUUUAAUUGCCGAUGAAUCUGAGGAAUCAUUUACCUGGAUCUUUCAGGCUUGGAUUAGGGCAAUGUCCGGGUGCCGCCCUGUGUCUAUAAUAGCCGAUCAAGACAGGCCCAUUCAACACUCAAUUGCACAAGUUUUUCCUGGGACCCAUCAUCGUUUUUCCGCUUGGCAAAUUCUUGAUAAGGAACAGGAGAACUUAGGCGCACUACUCUCCAUGGACGCCGAGUUCAAAUACGAGUAUGAAACUUGUAUUUUCCAGAGCCUAACGGCCAGUGAAUAUGAUUCCGCAUGGAAUAUGCUUAUGAACAAAUAUAAUCUCAGAGAGAAUACGUGGUUCAAGGAGAUGUAUCGUAUGCGUAAAAGUUGGGUACCGUUGCACAUAAAAGGAACAUUCUUUGCUGGAAUCCAUGUGGAUGGGAGCUUAAAGUCGUAUUUCAGUCCCAUUUUGACCGCCCAAACUCCGCUUAACGAAUUCAUUGUUCGAUACGAAAAAGCUCUAGAGCAGCGCCGUGAAGAGGAAAGGAAAGAAGACUUCAACUCGUUCAAUCUGCAAGCAGUUCUGCACACAAAAGAUCCAAUCGAAGAGCAGUGUAGAAAGCUGUACACCAUGGCAAUGUUCAAAGUGUUUCAAAAGGAGCUUCUAGAAUGCUACAGCUACGUCGGAAUAAAGAUAAACGUCGAAGGGGCAAUCAGCAGAUAUCUGGUGCAGAAAUGCGGGAACGGGGAAGAGAGAAAUACAGUUGCGUUCAACGCGUCGAAUUUGAAUAUUAGCUGCAGUUGCAAAUAUUUCGAGUUCGAAGGCGUUCUUUGCAGGCACGCAUUGAAGGUGUUUCAGAUAAUGAACAUAAGGGAGCUCCCAUCUCGCUAUAUCUUGCACCGAUGGUGUAAGAAUGCGAAAUACGGUAUACUUAGGGAUGUUGACUCAGCAGGUGGCUCUCAAGAUUUUAACGCUUUGAUGACGUGGAGUUUGAGAGAGGAAUCCCGUAAUUAUAUCGAGGCAGGGGCAGCAUCUUUGGAGAGGUACAAGCUCGCGUUUGAGAUCAUGCAAGAGGGAAGAAGAAACAUCUGUUGGCAAAAUUAGAGAAUGUCUCGAUAAAAAACACAGGUCAGAGAUAUCUUUUCCCUUCUAUUUGUUUCUAUCUUAAACCAUGUAAUUAAAUAGAAUCUAUCUGUUUCUUUGUGUAACUAUAUAUUAGAGCUUUUGGGUAUUGACUCUUAUUCUAGUUUA
This is a messenger RNA of Erythranthe guttata (spotted monkey flower), 2640 nucleotides long. RefSeq names its product protein FAR1-RELATED SEQUENCE 7. Gene Ontology annotation, biological process: regulation of DNA-templated transcription. Gene Ontology annotation, molecular function: zinc ion binding. The record is from RefSeq and is a predicted model, not a curated record. NCBI's taxonomy places the organism in Eukaryota, Viridiplantae, Streptophyta, Magnoliopsida, Lamiales, Phrymaceae.